Messenger RNA from Haplochromis burtoni (Burton's mouthbrooder), 3336 nucleotides. It is a transcript of the gene arhgef33, whose product is annotated as Rho guanine nucleotide exchange factor (GEF) 33. Lineage: Eukaryota; Metazoa; Chordata; Actinopteri; Cichliformes; Cichlidae. The record is from RefSeq and is a predicted model, not a curated record. Gene Ontology annotation, molecular function: guanyl-nucleotide exchange factor activity. The transcript has 17 exons. The coding region runs from base 190 to 2616 and encodes 808 amino acids.
UACGAAAGCGAAAUCAUAGGACUCACAUGCUUUGGACAAGAGAAAGUGAACGAUCACAGCGAGAGAUAGGGUUGCUCAGAAGAGAGGGAGGCAGAGAAGCAGAGUGAGGUCAUUCAGAGCUGGAAAAGGGACUUCAGAACUGGACAGCUGUGAAGUACACUGGACCAGACUGGCCAGGAUUAUCUGAACAUGGAGAGUGAGAAAACAGAAACAGAGGAGAAGACAGAGGGGAAGUCAGAAGAUACAGAGGGAAAUGUUGAAGAAGCUAGCCAGGGGAUUUCUCAGCUGUGGGGUCUGGUGGUUGAGCUGCGCGAGGGGCUCCAGGCGGCACUGGGGGAGCUGUGCGAGCUGCGUCAAAAGGACCACGGUUUGGAAGAGAAGCUGCAGGCCCAUCAGACUGAUGUGGAUGAUAAGAUAAUGGGCCUCAAGAACACGCUCAACACAUUUAAGGAGGAGCUGAAUGUGGCGUUGUUCCACAUCAGGGACAUUUCCAGCAGACAAAGAGAUGUUCAGAAGAGGAUAGAACUGCUGCACUCAGAAAACAAAGAAAUGAUGUCAGUUCCACACAGCAGAAAGAGCUCCAAGGCUGAUGUGCUGACAGCAUCCAGUGAUGAACACAUCUGUGUGCCCAGCCAAUCAGAGCUCAGUGGUAUUCAGCACUUUUUCCCCAAUACGCAGAGCAGCGGGUCACCGCCGAGGAGCACCACGUCGACUCAGACCUCCACGUCUGAGCAGGACCAGCAAAGAUCUUGUCCUGAGACCAAUAGUCAGACUGAAAUAAAUAAAAGACAGAGAGCAGCCUUGGAGCUGCUGGAGUCUGAGAGAGUUUACGUGUCCCACCUUUCUCUGCUUCUGAAGGCAAACAUCUCCUUUAACGGAUCAGAAGCCCUCACUUCCAAAGACAAACGUCCAUUUCCCAGCUCUUUGAGGUUUCUGAUCCAGCAGCACCUUGAGCUACUUCAUACUCUUCAAGAACGUGUGCUCAAAUGCCAGUGGCAAGGCAUAAUGGGAGAUAUAUUCAUGAGGCUUACAAGUAAAGAGAGUGAUUUCUUGGAUUUUUAUGUGUCCUACCUGAAGGAGCUUCCAGACUGUCUGUCAGUUGUCAACAUGCUGGCCACCAGCUCCAUGAAGUCUUCGGCCUUGCUUGAGAGUGACAUAACAGGUGAUGAAUCCAAACCCUCCCUCUACACUCUGCUGCUUCAGCCAGUUCAGAGGAUCCCUGAGUACCUGCUGCUUUUACAGGGACUACUUAGGCAGACUGAUGCAGAGCAUCCAGACUACUAUCUGCUGCUGGUGUGCAUACAGCAGUUCAGGGCUUUUACUACACAGUACCACCUCCUCCUCCAGCACAAUCAGGAGCUUCUGCUGCUCAACCGCAAGGAGGUGAAGAGGUCUACCAUGAAACAGCUGUUAAAGACAGUAGAGAGUGGGAUUCAAGCCAGCAACACUGGCUCACCGUACCCUUGCAGCAGUGCAAUGCUGGAACAUGCCAACCAGGUGAGGCGCAGAAAGCAGUGUCUCCUGGAACAGAUUCAGUCGCACCGUUUCCAAGAUUGGGACCGAGACCAAGAAACUGAAACUCAUUGCUAUGAUGCAGAGUGGCCCUCCCGCCUCCCUUUCUUCAGCCAUGAACUGGACUCACGGAACCACAAACCAACAGGUCUUGGCAGCAUCCCAGAAAGUGAGCCCUCUGAGAGGUCAAUGUUGUGCCAGCAUCAUCUGCCUCCCAGACCUGCAGAGUUCCGCCAGGUUCAGCCGGGAUCUGCUCUGGCAGAUGCCCUCGGAGAGUUUCUCCUUCCUCCAGAUCCCCCUGGGCUGGAGAACCUCUAUGAAGAAGAUGGAGGCUCUUUCCAUGACACCUCUAUGUUGGACCGCUGUUCUUCUGCCUCUUCUGAUUCCUCCAUUGACAUUGCCUUUGUGAAGUGCCCAAAAGCCCCCCCAGCGUCACAUCACGGAAUAGCAACAAAUGUGUCGACUACCCGCGAUGUUUUUGGCAACAUAGGAAGCCAAGGGAAUGGUUAUAGCAAACUGCCUAACCGUGGUUGUGUCUCUCCAGACGAAGCUGUUCUUAUGCGUCGCAAUCAGCAUCGCCCCCUUCAGGCCAGCCAACGUAAGAGCAAGUCACUGAAUGGGCUGCAAAUGGAGAACACAGUGAGUGGUCUGGACAGUGGACCUCUAUCAGACCAUCUCCAAAGGGUGGGAUUGGGCAGCCAUGCCAAACUGGAGCGCCAGAGCAGUAAAGGCAGCAAAGGAAGUUCUACCCCCUCCCGUAAGGUCCAGACCCCCUUGGCGAACAGAGCGGACAGUGACAAGCAGAGCCCUGAUCUUCAUGGACUGCUCAGCAUAGACACAGGAAUCCAGUCAUGGGGCGAUGAGUCCAAGUGGAGGAGUGGGACGGAGGACAGUAACCACACCCCCUUCAGCGAGAGGAGUCGCAAAGACAAAGGAGGCUUUAGGAGCUCUUUCAAGAAACUGUUCAAGAAAAAAACUAGUGAUGAGAAAAAGGAGAAAGGAGGUGAGAAGACACCAGAAAGUCAAAAUAAUGGUGAAUAUGAGUCACCGGGGAAAAACCCCAAACUGGUCCAGCUGGAGAUGAACCGCGGCACAGCUGUAUGAGCACUGCUCUGCAAACAGGCACUGUGACACAUGAACAAAGAUGCUGUAUAAUACAUGCAUGUACAUCAUACAUAUAUACUAAUGAGAGAAAAUCGAGGCUGUUUUUCCUUUCUUUAAAACUUAUAGACGCUGUAUAAACACUGUACAGAUAUAAGCAACUGAUUUAUGUUUCAAUUACAAAAUCCUUCACACUGAGGGAAAUAUGAUGCGGUUAUACAGUAAACAUUGAGCUCUUUUGCUAAUAUUCAGUGUUAUUAUGUUAAGCUGUAGAGCGAAAGACUAGCAAAAAGACAGGCAGUAAACAACAUAAAUUAAACAGGACUCCAUGGUUAAAAACAAUAUAAUUUUGUGUCAGUUAACAUUAGAUGUGUGAUGAAUGGUGCCCCACACUGUAAAAAGUCUCACUCCAUUUCUUUCCUCUAUAACAUGUUCCUUUUUCUUUUCCACCCUGACAAAAACGUUGUAUCGCACAGUUUCACUCCAGCUCAUCUUACUUUCUUUCAGUCUUCUUAAUGAUUUUAAGCAAUACCCAGAAUUACAUUGUUGCAUAUACUCAGGAGAACAAAUACUAAGCAGGUAAAAUCUGUGUAUGUUUGUUCGUGAUUAAACAUUUUGCUGAAAGACAGUAAUGUACAUUUUUGUCAUUGUGAUGAUUAUUUCUAUGAAUUGUUUUGUGAAGAAAGACGAAUGUCAGAAUUUUGAAUAAAGGUCCAGACUGUA